AUGAUGGAAAAGUCAGCUCACGAAGAUAUCACGGGCGGCAAGGUCUCGCCCCAGUUGAGCCACGAUGGUGCCUACGUGACCGACUACCCCGUCGAAAAGGCUCCUCUCAUGACCAGACUUGGCCUGACACCCGACUCUUUCAGACGCCGCACACUUGAAGACAAGCACAAUCAACUCAACAAGACUCUCCAGGGGCGCCACUUGAGCAUGAUCGCUAUCGGCGGGUCAAUUGGCGCCGGUCUGUUCGUCGGCUCUGGCGGAGCACUGCGAACUGGAGGUCCUGCUUCCCUUCUCAUUGGUUUCGGUAUCAUGGGUAUCGUGAGUAGUUUUACGCCGCUCUUCAUGCCGCAAGCACUGACAUACUGUCCAGNNAUGAUCUUCAAUGUCGUCUAUGCUCUUGGUGAAAUGGCCAUCAUGUAUCCCAUCUCUGGUGGGUUCUACACCUACUCUGUUCGGUUCAUCGAUCCUGCCUGGGGCUUCGCUAUGGGAUGGAACUACGUCUUCCAAUGGGCAAUCGUCCUCCCACUCGAACUUGUCGUUGCAGGUCUCACAGUCAAUUACUGGGGUGCAGAUGUCAACGUCGGAGUCUGGAUCACAGUCUUCUUCCUUCUUGUCGUCAUCAUCAACAUCUUUGGUGUCCUUGGUUACGCAGAAGAAGAGUUCUGGGCAUCUCUCCUCAAGCUGUCGACUGUCUCUAUCUUCCUCGUCAUGGGUGUCAUCUUCGUCUGUGGUGGAGGCCCAUCCAACGGCAAGUUCAGCGAGUAUUGGGGCGCACGCAACUGGUACGAUCCUGGUGCUUUUGCCGACGGCUUCCCUGGUCUCUGCUCGGUCUUUGUCACUGCUGCUUUCUCGUUCUCCGGCACUGAACUUGUUGGUCUUGCCGCUGCCGAAUCUGCGACACCUCAGAAGUCUCUCCCUUCUGCCGUCAAGCAAGUCUUUUGGCGCAUCACUCUAUUCUACAUCCUUGGCCUGUUCUUUGUCGGUCUGCUAGUCCCUUACAACGACCCACGUCUUCUUGGUUCUGGUGGCUAUCUCGACGUUUCAACUUCGCCCUUCGUCAUCACCGCAGUCGAUGCAGGUAUACCUGGUUUCGGCGACUUCGUCAACGCUGUCAUCCUCGUCUCUGUCAUCUCCAUCGGUCUAUCUGGUGUGUAUGGAGGCUCUCGCACGUUGACCGCGUUGGCUGAGCAGGGAUAUGCUCCCAAAGUCUUCACUUACGUCGAUAGAGCUGGUCGUCCUCUUUGGUCUACUAUCUUUGUCCUUGCGUGGGCACCUCUUGCCUACAUCACGCUUGCUAGCACUGGUGUCAUCGUCUUCAAUUGGUUGCAAUCACUGUCUGGUCUGGCUGCACUCUUCACCUGGGGUUCCAUCUGUCUUGCGCAUAUUCGCUUCCGCGCCGCUUGGAAAUAUCAUGGUCACAGUACAGAUGAGUUGCCCUUCAAGGCUGUAUUUGGUGUGGUCGGAUCUUGGAUCGGUCUUAUUCUCAUCAUUCUCGUCCUCAUUGCUCAAUUCUACGUCGCUGUCAAGCCCCUCGAUGCCGAAGCUUUCUUCGCUUCUUACCUCGCAUUUUUCGUCGUGGUCGCCUUCUAUAUUGUCGGAUGGGUCUGGAAGCGUGAGACUUGGCACAAACUUGCCGACAUUGAUGUCGACUCAGGUCGUCGCGAGAUUGAUUGGGAACAUUUCAACAAGACAAGAGCUGUGUACGAGUCAUACCCGAAGUGGCGCAAAUUCUUGAGUCAUUUGUUCUAG
Messenger RNA from Aureobasidium musti, 1749 nucleotides. Lineage: Eukaryota; Fungi; Ascomycota; Dothideomycetes; Dothideales; Saccotheciaceae. The record is from the annotation of a GenBank genome assembly.